Molecule: messenger RNA, 1848 nt
Organism: Miscanthus lutarioriparius
Lineage: Eukaryota; Viridiplantae; Streptophyta; Magnoliopsida; Poales; Poaceae
Source: the annotation of a GenBank genome assembly
AUGGCGCUCCGUCUUCUGCUCCGCCUCGCCGUCUCCACUGCCGCCGACGCGCUCACGCCGGACGGCCAGGCGCUGCUGGUGUUCAAGGCGGCCGUCCUGCAAGACCCCACGGGGGCGCUAUCCAACUGGGACGCCACCGCCGCGGACUCCUGCGCCUGGAACGGGGUCGCCUGCUCCUCCCCUGACCCCGGCUCCACCCAGCCCCGCCGCGUCGUCGCGCUCUCCCUCCCUAAGAAGCGCCUCGUUGCCGCGCUCCCUAGGGCCCCGCUCCCGUCCUCGCUCCGCCACCUCAACCUCCGCAGCAACUGUCUCUUCGGGCCCGUCCCACCCGAGCUCGUCGCGGGCGCGCCCGCGCUCCAGAGCCUCGUCCUCUACGGGAACGCGCUCGACGGCCAGCUCCCCGAGGACCUCGGGGACCUGACCUACCUCCAGAUCCUCGACCUCUCCUCCAACGCCAUCAACGGCUCCCUCCCGUCCUCGAUCCUCAAAUGCCGCAGGCUCCGCGCGCUCGCGCUCGCGCGGAACAACCUCACGGGCCCGCUCCCCGCCGGGUUCGGCGCCAAGCUCGCCGCGCUUGAACGGCUUGACCUCUCCUUCAACGGCUUCUCCGGCACCAUCCCGGAGGACAUCGGGAACCUGUCCAGGCUCCAGGGCACGGUCGACCUCUCGCACAACCACUUCUCGGGCCCCAUCCCGGCGAGCCUUGGCAGGCUGCCGGAGAAGGUCUACAUCGAUCUCACCUACAACAACCUCUCCGGUCCCAUCCCGCAGAACGGGGCGCUAGAGAACCGGGGCCCCACGGCGCUCGUCGGCAACCCGGGCCUCUGCGGGCCGCCGCUUAAGAACCCCUGCGCGCUGUCGUCCAACCCUUCCCUGCCCAAUGAGGGAGGGGACUCGUCGGCACCCGAGGCAGCCGGUGGUGGCAAGGGGAAGAACAAGGGGCUGGGGAAGGUUGCCAUUGUGGCCAUCGUGCUCAGUGAUGUUGUGGGGAUUUUGAUCAUUGCACUGGUGUUCUUCUACUGCUACUGGAGGGCGGUUUCAACCAAGGACAGGAGCAAGGGGCACGGUGCGGCUGCUGGUUCUAAAGGGUCCAGGUGUGGCAAGGAUUGUGGAUGUUUCAGCAGGGAUGAGUCCGAGACUCCGUCCGAGCACACGGAGCAGUACGAUCUUGUGGCAUUGGACCAGCAUGUGAGGUUUGAUCUGGAUGAGCUGCUCAAGGCAUCAGCUUUUGUGCUGGGGAAGAGUGGGAUUGGAAUCAUUUAUAAGGUGGUUCUUGAGGACGGGCUCACGAUGGCAGUUAGGCGGCUUGGGGAGGGGGGAUUGCAGAGGUUUAAGGAGUUUCAGACUGAGGUUGAGGCGAUUGGCAAGGUCCGGCAUCCCAACAUUGUUACCUUGAGGGCUUAUUACUGGAGCAUCACCAUUUGUGCAAUCAGACCGAGUUGGUUUAGAAAAGAACAGAGCCAGCAAUCAGAUGCCUCAGUGAGCCCUCUCACGAGCAAAGGGUCAUGCUACCAAGCUCUGGAAGCGCUGAAGACACGGAAGCCCUCGCAGAAAUGGGACGUUUACUCCUAUGGUGUCGUGUUGCUUGAAAUGAUCACUGGCCGAUCACCCUCUGCUCUCUUGGAAACCAUGCAAAUGGUUCUUGUUCAAUGGGUCCAAUUCUGCAUCGAAGACAAGAAACCAUCUGCCGAUGUGCUGGACCCUUUCCUUGCCCAAGAUUCUGAACGGGAAGAUGAGAUGAUCGCAGUGCUGAAAGUCGCCCUUGCAUGCGUUCAGGCGAAUCCUGAGCGGAGGCCAUCGAUGAGGCAUGUUGCGGAGACCUUGGAUCGCCUCAAUGGUUCAAGCUAG